GGGACUGACAGGACCACGACAGCGCCGGCGCUUAGUUAUUAGUAGAUAACUAAGCAUUUGCUUGACAUUGAAGACUUUUCAUCUUCUUUCGGUUUUAGUCAAAAAAACAAAAUGGGUUCGUUACCACCUGAGACCUCUCACCAGCUUGCUGGUUCAAUGGCCUGUUCCAAGAACGAAACAAGUUGCCUUCCCGACAACAGACGCCGUGUACUGAUAACUGGUUUCGGACCCUUUCGCGGUAUCAUGGACAAUCCGACCGAUACUCUAGUACGCGAAUUCACGCAACGCUUUAUGGAUGCAGAAAAUACAACUGGUACAAGACACUCACGACACAAGACUGGUACUGAACAAUGUCGUGAUGAAGGAGGCGUAUAUGCUUCUCUGUGCAGACGGAUGGACCUUGAGUCAAUAACGCUAGAGGUGUCCUGUGAGAUUGUGCAGCAGAUGUAUACUGAAUGCGGGAACAAGCUCGCCGCUGCCGAAGAGCCAGGUGAGUGGACCGACGAAGUUGCUCAAGUUAUUUGAACGACUUCUUUUAUACCUCUAGACUGGGUAUACCACUACUGCUACUCCUACUAGUUCUUGAGUACUGCUUCUGCAAGAACGUACUCAUCAUGAAAACGGGGAAAGAAGUGGGUUUUGAUUGUCGAUUGCAAUACUGCAGUUUAUAUUUGUUCUACUGCAGUUCCCUGCUAAUGUGGUUCACUCUUCUAAUGAUCAGAACAGCCCUACGAACGCCGCGGCUGGUCAUGGCGCUUUCCAAGAUGCAACCUUGAAUCAGCAUAGCUCUAUUGAGGUGCUGCCGAAGCGUGAUGAGUCCGAUAUGUGUUGUCCCGAAGACCUCAUCGGAAUACAAAGACAUAAGACGUGGACCGACGAUAGAAACUCGACACAAAGCAAAGAUGCUAGAAGGAUUGCUGAGAAGACGCAAGAUGCAGAUGGAGAUGGAAAAACAGCUUCCAAGAAGAACAGGAAGAAAAAGACGCCGUUAGUCGUCCAUUUUGGUCUCUAUGCUGCAGCACGAGAGUGGCAGCUGGAGCUACGUGGAGUCAACUUUUUAGACUUAUCCGAGGGGUCUGAUGUUCGUGGAUUGGCGUACGAUCGACCGUGCGCGAUAAGGAAGAAUGGAGUCUCUGAAAUCUUUAAGGGUAGUUUAUCACUAUCCCGUGUGGACUUCUAUGCUGAGUCGAGGAGUCCUCCUUGAAAUAUUGCGCACCCAGUAUGUAAUUUGGAUGAUCUAAGAAAUAUGGGGUAAAUAAUUGGUUGAAAGGGUGGCAGCAUAUAGUCCUAACGCAAAAAAAAAAAAAGAAAUAAAGGGGAAACUAGGGGGCAAAGAGGGCAACCCACUUGACUCGGGAUAGUGAAAAACUACCUUGAAAAUCUACUCGAGCCUUCCUGUGGAAAAAUUGCGCGAGCGCUUGCAGAAGACAUUAGCCUCGUCUACGAUGGGAACGGGAGGGAGGCCUGAUGAUCCAGAAGCCUCGUCUACUAGUGAACAACCUAGUACUCAAAUGAACUCUAGUACUUUAUUCGCUUGUGCAGCACCGAAGACGAGUGACCACGCGGGCACAUAUUUGUGUAAUUACAUCUUCUACGAGUCGCUGUGCAGGACCAAGAACUGUCUUUUCGUCCACGUUCCGCUCUUUUCGGUGCUAGGACAAAAAAAGCAGAUGGCGCUUUUCGAAUCUUUGAUGACUGAGCUGCUGAACGUGCUGGAUGAAGAGGAGGAGAGAGCCAAGGGAUCGGAUUAGAUCUUACUCAAGAGUAUUACAAUAGGACGUCUCUGCUAUGUAUGAGAAGCAUUAUUUCUGUGAUGUUUCUGUGUAGAAUAAACAGUAACAAGGACGAAAGUAACAACACCAAGAAAGGUAAGCAGGAUUCUUGUAUUUUGAGCAGCGUUUCGGCCUUAUUACAGGUUGAGUCGCAACCUUGAUCCAGCCAUGGUGUUGCCAUUUGUACAGAUACCAGGGACACGACAAUUACGCGUAACAACUAAUUAAUGUCUAUGUCAAUUUUUGUCAUAAGACGCUGCCUCGUUGAGUCCGG
This is a messenger RNA of Amoebophrya sp. A25, 2046 nucleotides long. The record is from the annotation of a GenBank genome assembly. NCBI's taxonomy places the organism in Eukaryota, Dinophyceae, Syndiniales, Amoebophryaceae.